AGGAGAGAAUGGAGGAAGGAGAUCAUACUAGUUCACUUGAAGUCUCUGCUGCAUCUGGAUCUUUGUUAGAUGGCGAAAUAGAAUUGAAUCCUUCAGACCGAGAACUUCGUUUACUCCAGCUCGGAGCUGAAAUCCUCAAAAGACCCAUUGUUCUCAUCGGAAAAAAAUUGUCUUACACCUUCUUCCCACAAGGCGCGAAGGGAGAUGAGAAUGAGGAUUACCGGGGGAUCCUGCUCUACGCCCAGGAAGACAACCUGUCCGACUCCAUCCUCCCCGUUGUGCCUCAAACCUGUGACACGAGCUGGUUCGCCCUGCGGCUUUGCAAUUCCCUCCCACCAAUCACGGAAGGCAUUACUGAUCCAACAUGGUCGCCGUCUGUGUUGGCCAGAGACAUGUUAUGUUUACCACGUCUCUGGUGGGCUGCUGUUCGAAUUCUGUGCGGCGGCCAGCGUCUCAUGUGA
Molecule: messenger RNA, 461 nt
Organism: Darwinula stevensoni
Lineage: Eukaryota; Metazoa; Arthropoda; Ostracoda; Podocopida; Darwinulidae
Source: the annotation of a GenBank genome assembly